Molecule: messenger RNA, 1367 nt
Organism: Rhodamnia argentea
Lineage: Eukaryota; Viridiplantae; Streptophyta; Magnoliopsida; Myrtales; Myrtaceae
Product: protein SODIUM POTASSIUM ROOT DEFECTIVE 2-like
Exons: 5
Coding region: 630-1067 (145 amino acids)
Molecular function (GO): metal ion binding
Source: RefSeq, a predicted model, not a curated record
AGAUGAAUAAUCUAAUUCCGACCAUUCAUAUGUAAGAUUGAGACACUGCUAGUGACGCCCCCUUUGGCACACAUCGUGUGCUCCACUAACCCAAAAACCAGAAAUGUCCAAAACCAGAUUCAUAAACUAAAAUGUUCGUGGAGCUUCCCUCUAUCUUUUAAUGCGCCCAAGAAACCCUCCUCCGCUCCCAUUUCCUCGAAGAGAUUGAUCUUGAAUUGGCGUUUUCCUGAUCAAAAAAGAAAAAUAGGAUCGCGAGACCGAGGCGUAACCAGAUUGAACCGGCAGGUCAGAUCCGGUCCACUAAUGUAGUGCCUCGCACAUCUUUUCUAUAAGUGGACAUUCACGGGGUUAAUCAACUGACAGCUUAUCAGUGGCUUGGACAGUGACGGUUUCUUCAUCUUCGUCGAGCUUAUUAAAAGAACAAGGGUGGUUUCUGAAUUCUUAACUCUGCUUCGCGGCGGCAGUAGUGGUUGUAGCAGUUCGUGACAGGACGAAAUCUAGCUCCACACUUAAUCAUUGAUAGGUUGCAGUGCCAUGUUUUUCUUCUGAGUUAGGUAUCUGAGCUGUUCUUAUACGUCAUCAAUCGAGCUUCCAGGUUUGUGUUCUGGGUAUUUGUCUUUUCGGGGGAGAUGGGGAAGAUGGUGAGUUUUGGCAAGAUUUUGGAGUGUUUCAGCCUCUCUUCACCCGGUGGGUCAUGCUCUUGUUUCUGCAUGAGCUCCACGGAUGAUCAAUUGGAAGUCCAUGGCCAGGACAUUGAGAGCAAGCCGCUGAUCACAAGCGACAACAAGCAGAUGACGAGGCUCAAGGACUUGAUUGGUGGGACUCAUCAGACUCUGGCGUUUCAGCUGAAGCCCAAGGUGGUGACUUUGAGGGUGGCCAUCCAUUGCCAUGGGUGUGCAAGAAGAGUGGAGAAGCAUAUCUCAAAGAUGGAUGGAGUGACCUCUUACAAAAUAGACCUAGACAGCAAGAUGGUGGUGGUGAUUGGAGAUAUAAUCCCUUUCGAAGUUCUUGAAAGUGUCUCCAAGGUCAAGUAUGCAGAGUUAUGGAGUGCCGAAACUGAAAGCUAACAGCAGAAAAUGAUGGAAAAAAAAUCAAGCGCUCCAAUAGAUUCACCCAUUCGCGGCUGAGAUCUUCAGAGAGCUUUAGCUCCACAACAAAGAAAAAAGAGAUCUUUACAAGCGAUCAUGGACGAAUAUUACAGUUGGAAUGAGCACAAACAGGUAUCGGAGGAAUGUGGCAGCAGAGCAAGUAGGGCGCUCCCUCGGUAAUCCAAGCUGCUCCAAUCUUUUCAUGUGGCUUUAUGUUCUUGUGUUCGGUAUUGUACUGAUGUAAAUAAACAAUGAUCGGCAAGAUUGAUUGCUCUAUCA